Molecule: messenger RNA, 4713 nt
Organism: Leishmania mexicana MHOM/GT/2001/U1103
Lineage: Eukaryota; Euglenozoa; Kinetoplastea; Trypanosomatida; Trypanosomatidae
Exons: 1
Coding region: 1-4713 (1570 amino acids)
Source: RefSeq, a predicted model, not a curated record
AUGGAAGCCGGGCAAGCGUCCUCGAGCGAUGUGGCGCCGUGGUGGUGGUCACACCGCAGCAUUGUUGAAGAGGCAGAGCCUCUCGACGCCACGGCCGACGAUGCCGCCGCCAGCUGCCUCUCCGCCAUCGCCAAGCAGACAGCGAAUCAUGUUCUCGCCUACAAGAAUGAUCUCCUGCCCCUGAUCGGGGAAGUGCACCCCGCAAGGAAGGGCAGUGCCGACAGCGCGUACCAGCACAACAGGAGCGUUAGCACCUGCGACCUCUACCAACAUAUGAAGUGGGAUGGCGUCCUCCUGCCCCUUCUCACGCAGCUGCGGAAGUGCAUGGCCCGGGCCUGGGAGGAGCGCGCCGCCGAGCAGGCAGAGCAGGCCGCCGAUGACACGACGCCGGCAUCGGCGGCGGGGGUGGCAAGAAGCGGUGCCAAGGUGACGCCAGCCGCCCACGUCGACGCCGCUCAGGCCCGCCACCUGCGUGCGCUCCAGCAGCAGAUCUACCUCGCUUUCUUCAAGGCAGUCCUGCAAGGAUUCACAGACGGCGCGCGCGGCGCCGCAGAGACGGAUGCAAGCACACGCAACGCCGUAGCCGAUGCGGAAGGAUGCAGUGCAGAUCUACAAGGCCGGGGGAGCUCCGGGACGGCAGAUGCCGCGCCAGUAGCACGCGCUCUGUCACUGCUGCUGGACAGUCUUCUCACUCAUGUUCUCAGCUUUGCGACCGCUGGCGCGGCGGCGGCAUCGCCACACGUGGAGGAAGAAGAGGCGACAAAGUCCCGCCGCGGACAGCAUCGCCGCGCCGUAGCCGCUACAGGCACUCACACCGGCGACUGGCUCACUGGUAUGUUGCCGCUGUACCUGCGCGCUGCUUAUCAACAGCAGCAGCGUGCUGAUGAUGGUGUUGCCGAGCAAGACGGGGUUGCCUUGGUGUCAACAUCAGCUUCGCCGAUUCCUUCACCUGCUCUCUGCCUUGUGAGCUACAUCGGUGCCUUCGUGCAAGGGGCAGGGCUGCAGCUUGUUCCGUCAGAGCAGGAGGAAUACCUGCCCUGUUUCACGCGCAAGGUGCACUCAGAGUUUAGUGAUCAGCUUCAAAGUCUCGUGCAGGCCGCGGUCGUGCAGUCCGAGCAUGCUGCUGCUGGCGUGGCCAGCUCGGAUGCGGCGGCGGCCGCGGCGGCAGCGCACAUUUGCUACGCUGCCAAUGUUGUGAAGGCCAUCAUCAACAUGCAGUUCUACGGCGACGACAACGCCACGGAGGUGGGAGAGGACGACUGUACGAUGACCUAUGCUGCCGUGCAGCUCCCGCCGGCGCUGCGGGCACAGCCGCAACACUCAGAAACGCCAACGAAGGUAGACUACAAUGUGGCCCCUCUGCUGGUCCUUACCUCCUACAAGGUAUGCGAGCGACUUCUUCGGCUGAUGAGUCGCUGGUGGGUCGCCUGCCAGCGCAUGGUACGGCACGCACGCAUGUCCGUGGCGGCGGCCGCGGCGGCACCGCGUAUGGAAGAAGAGGGCAAUGUCGAGGGAGAACAACAGCAGCAGGAGGGCGUCGACGGUCACACUAGCGGCAACGGCACAAGCCGCCUCGCAGAGGUCGAGGAGGCUUGGCUGGGGCUGCGCAAGCAGGCCAUGGCUUUCACGCUCGUUCUCAGCACCUACGACGAAACGACGCUGCUGAUAGUCCCGUACACGGCCUUCCUCACGUGCGUUUUUUUCACGCCUGCGCCGGACGGUGCCGCACCGUCUGCCGAGAAGCAGGCGCCGCUUUUGUUGGAGGCGUGGAAAGGCUGCGUCCGUGAGUUGCACCGCGUCACGCACGCUACUCAGGACGGUGGCUACGCUCUCUUCACGCACACGACCUGUGGGGCACGUCGGCAGUUGCGCGUGCAUCACCGCCACGCGCGGGACUGCACAUUUGCCGCGGCGUGUUUCUCUCGUGUGAUGGGCUGCCUCAGCUGCUCCUCAACGGGUGCGCAUGUGUCUGGGCAAGCCGCCGCAGUUGGAACGGAUCGCCAAGCCCACAGCACGGAGUCCCACAGUCUUCUUCCACUUGCCUUCGCCGCGCUUCAGCAGCCGCUGUCAGUGAUGCAGGACCGCGUGUUUCAGGUACUUCUCAGAGUGAACAGUGUGACGCUGGGUGUCCGUGUGGAUGCGGUGGUGCGUGAAAAAGGCGGCGCAGGGGAUCCUGGCGCCACGCCAGACGCCUCCACCGCCAACCUCUCCACGCAGCCGCCCAGUAGCGCCACGCGCGUCAAAGCCCUGACGGAAGAGCCGCUGUCUGCGGUGCAGCUCGUGGAGCUGUACUUUCCUCGCCAUUACCGAGUCUUUUCAUCCCUGGAUCAGGCCAUGCAGAACGUGCUGGACCGCUUUCAGGAACUCGCCGGCGACAACACGGCCGGAGAAGAGACGGCGGACGGUGAUGUCGCGCUCAUGUGGGCGUCGCCUAGCUCCCUCCCCGCAACGCUCGCGAGCUUCUUCGGUGCAGCGCUGGAUGAGGCCUGCGUCACACGCAUGCGCAACACCGGUGACGAGGUGGCCACAAGCGAGCUCUUCAUGUUCUUUGCAGCCGUCUUCCGCACGCUGCCAUCCACGGUGCUACCUCGCUUGCGCGCUGCGCUGGAGACGUUUCUCGGCGAGGGUGGGCGUACUCUCAUCGAGUACCUGCGUCAUCACAUCAUCGAUCAGCAGCGCCACGGCCUCGCCGCCUUCUUUGUGCCGCCGCUGCGCGCCAUGGCUCUCGACUACGCCACCGCAGAGGACGCGGACGUGAGUCUUGCGCUGACGGCCAAGUACCCCUCUGGCUGUGCAAUGGCCUAUGCGUGGGAGCUGCCGCGGCUGUACUUCUGGCGAGCCGAAGACACCCCAGUGGCGGAGUCGGCAUGGCACGCGCACAAGGCCGCGCAGCGGUAUUUGUGCGAACUGGUCACAGCAGCGCCUGCCGCCGUCUCCACGUCUUCUGCCCCAUUUCUGGCCAUUCUGCAGGAGGCGGCAGCGGUGGCGAACGGGCGGUUUGCGGAGCCUCACGAAAGCGCCAAGACGGCGUCGGGGCUGUUCUGGACGCGCAGCCUGGCGAUUGAUGUGAUGACGUCUGUGUUCUUCGGUAUGUGUCGCUGGUGUGCGCUGCAGAUGAACGUGUCAUCAUUGUCCCUGUCUGCGGAGGCGGCGGCGACGGUGAUCCAGCAUCUGUAUUCUCCGCGCCCGAUGUCGGCGACGCUGUUGUCGCCCCACGUUGUAGCGCACCCUUUUCUUCUCUCUCUACGAGAUCGUGUCAAGGUGCAGCCGGGCAGCAAUGUAGUGGACCCUGCUGAGUCAGAAGGCGCCGUCGCCAGCACAGAGAGCGCCGAAGCUGUCAGCUCGCCUGGUGUUGCGUAUCCGCCACCCGCGCAGCAGCAGCAGCAGCGCAGCAGAAGCAGCAGCAGCCACCGCUGGCUGUCUUGGUUCUGGGCCUGCACGUACGAGGAGGUGGACUCCGCUGCACGUGUGCAGACGGCAGCGAAGCGACUCCUGCGGGAGUUCUCCGUUCAGUGCGGGUCGCACGCGCCAACAAAGACGCUCCUCGGAAUCCGCGCGAUGGUGGAGCAACUGAAAACGGAGAGUGCUCCAGACACAACCGUGACUGUGCACGAGUUACGAGAGGCCGUCCGCGGUGACCUGCGCGCGUUGCUGCUGCUGCAACAGCAGCGAGAAACGUCAGAAAAUGAGAAGGCCACGACCGUCGCAUCUACCGAGGACACGAAGGAGGCGACGAUUACGGCGACCACGACCACCAGCUCCGCCGACGCUGCAGGAGCCGUCCUUAAGCCGGCCACGCUGCGCGACUACCUGGAUCAGGUACACGAGGCCCUCGUUCAGCGUGCGCGCAUCUCGCCGGUGGACGGCGCUUUCAGCGCCGCCACGCUCGGCCAUCUCCUGCAUGCACUGAGCGACGUGCAUCUGCCCAUCACGAUGAGUGUGCAAGAGCGGCAGCGCAUGUGCCAGCGCUUCUUCUUCACGCUCGCGAACUCUCUAGCUGAGUGCACCCGCACCGAGGCGCUGUCCUCCGUGUGUUGCCUGCGGUGUGUCCUGCAAGAUAUUGUGCUGCCGUACAAGAAGAGCUUCUUGACUGAGGCCAGUGCAGCGGGCCUAUAUCAUCGCUGUUUCUCCGACACGGAGGCAGACGCGUUCCGCAUGGUGCAGCACAUGUGCGGCGACGUUAUCAUGGCCGUGCAGAAGAUUGCGCUGCGAAACGGUAUUCUUGACGAGUGGAAGAUCGUGCUGGUUUUGCAGCACCUCGGUGAUCCAUUGUCGCUCGUGCGCAGCACGGUGGAGAAGCUGCGCAGCACCGUAGAGAAGCUCAAGGCCCGGCGCAGGAGUGCCGUCAUGGACGUCAUUGCGCAGCAGCUAGCAGUCGUGGAGAAAAGUGCGGCGCGCACCGACUGCGGCGUCGCCGAUGACGUUCACUGCCUCUUUACCCUUCACCCGAGGCCAUCGUCCUCCUCUUCGCCCGCGGCGAGAGCGGCGGAAGCCCUCACGACCGCCUCGUCCGCCGCCGCCGCGCCAGUGGAGCGUAGCAGCAGCGGCCGCAGAAAGCGCGGAGACCGUCGAGAGAACGAGCGCCGCAGCGAAAAGGACCGCAAGAGGAGCCGUGACGACCGUGGUGGUGGCGAUGGUGGCGAGAAACCCUGGCAAAACCCUCGAAAGGACAGCAAACGGUAUCGUGCCGACUUCAAGCGCACACGUCGCUGA